AUGGCUUCCCCUAGCGUUCUCACCUUUGACGCUGAGGGUCGGGCAGUGGACUUUGAGGUCUGGGUAGAUGAUCUGCAGCUUUUCCUGCAGGGCGAUAGGGCAGACGGCCUCUCCCUGUUUGACCUCACUUCUGGUGCCUCUCCCGCCCCUGCUGCUGAUGCUCACGCCACUGUUUGCUCACAGUGGGCCACCAAUGACGCUGCUGCUCGCCUUGCUGUGCGCCGCCACUUGCCGACCACAGAGCGUGCACACUUUAGCCAGUACAAGAGUGCUCACACCUUGUACGACGCUUUCGUUGCACGCUACUCUUCCCCUGCUACUGCUGCACUGAGCCGCCUCAUGCUACCGUACCUCUUCCCUAACCUUGCUGCCUUUCCCACAGUCGCUGGCCUUAUAACGCACCUCCGCACUAGUGACACUCGCUACCGCGCUGCGCUUCCUGCUGAGUUCUGCGCCAAGAACCCCACCCCCCAUCGGGUGACCCCGUUGGUUUUGAGUCGGUCGGCGCUGCGUCUGCCCCGAGCGGGAGACGCCGCACCGGCAAGGGCAAGGGGGGCAAGGGCACUGGAGGAGCUCGAGGGGGCGGUGGAGGUGGUGGUGGAGGUGGUGGAGGGAGUGGGAGUGGUGGUGAGAGUGGUGCCAGGGGUGGCGGCGGCAGCAGUGGAGGCGGCGGAGGCAGUGGAGGUGGCGGAGGGAGCGGAGGCGGCGGAGGUGGUGGAGGAGGCGGAGGUGGAGGAGGCGGCGGAGGCGGCAGAGGCAGCGGCGGGGAAGGCGGCGGCGGCGGACGCGGCGGCGGCGGAGGCGGCGGCGGCGGACGCGGCGGCAGCGGAGGUGGCGGCGGCGGAGCGGCGGUGGUGGAGCGAGUCACGACUCUGCGCAAAGGAGUGGCGCCGGUGGUGGUCAGCGCCACCAGCAGCAGCGGAGUGGUGUGACCCUGUCCCCUCAGCAGCUUCGAGACUGUGCGGAGGCCCGCACUCCACCCGGCGCCGCUUUGGUCGCCUCACAGACGCGUGGCGUCGCCAGUUCCCUAAGGUGUCAGAGAUCCCUCGCUGGGGAGAUCUGGCUAAGGCCGGGGUUGCUAUCUUUGAUCUUGACUUUGAUGCUAUUCUUGCUGCCAUGUAUGCAGUUGCUGAUAGUGUUGAGGGUGCCUGUUACCUGUGUGUACCGCCUGACCCGGGCAUGAAGGCUGCUGCGCUAGGUCUUGGUGAGGCUGCUGCUCUAGGUGCUAGUGCCUCUACAGCCCCAGGUGCCAAUGCGUCUACCGCCCCAGGUGCUGUUGAGUCUGCUCUCUCAAGUACUACGUCGGCUCAGGCCUUCCACACCUUCACCCUGGACUCGGGUGCGUCCCGCUCCUUCUUUCGAGACCGCACCACUCUUACGCCGCUUAGUCGGCCGGUUGCACUCUCCCUUGCAGACCCCUCUGGGGGUCCUGUCCUUGCUAGCUUCUCCACUGUCCUUCCGUGCCCUGCAGCCCUCUCUGGCACCCUGUCUGGUCUCUACCUCCCCUCGUUCUCUACAAACUUGGUGAGUGGAGCAGACCUACACGAUCAAGGGGUUGACCAGUUCACUCCUCCGAGUCAGCGAGUGACCCACUGCACGUGUGCUCGGACAGGCCAACACUUGGCCUCGUUCACCCGUAGGCCAGGGUCGAGCCUGUACACCCUUACUACUGAGUCUCCUCCUACUUCUGAGUCUGCCCAGGUAGCUGCGUCGAGUCAGGUGUUUGCUGCGGCAUCCAGGUCUGGUCCUGAGUCUGCCCCCUGCUCGUGUCGUCUGGUGUCCCACCAGACUCUCCUUUGGCACCACCGCCUUGGUCACCCCUCCUUGCCUCGUCUCCGAGGCAUGGCCUCCCGUGUCCUUGUCUCUGGUCCUCCUCGGUCUCUCCCUCCCCUUCCUCCGGGGCCUGGCCCUACCUGCGUCCCCUGCGUCGAGGGGCGACAGCGCGCCGCCCCUCACUCCUCCGAGUUUCCUUUGACAGAGGCUAUGCUGCAGACUCUACACAUGGACAUGUGGGGCCCAGCCCGCGUCAGUGGGCAGGGGAGAGAGCGGUACUUUCUGCUGGUCGUUGACGACUACUCGCGUUACACCACAGUCUUCUACUUGCGCAGCAAGGGUGACGUCACAGAGGUGUUGAUUGACUGGAUUCGCGCAGCUCGUCUUCAGCUCAGAGAGAGUUUCGGCUCGGACUUUCCUGUUCUGUGUCUACACUUGGACACGGGCGAGGAGUUUUCCUCUGCCCGUCUAGGAGCCUUCUAUCGUGCAGAGGGCAUCGGCCAGACCUUCACGCUUCCGGCCUCUCCACAGCAAAAUGGGAUUGCUGAGCGCCGCAUGGGCAUGGUCAUGGACGUCGCUCAUACGUCCAUGAUGCAUGCGGCUGCCCCCCAUUUUCUGUGGCCGUUUGCAGAUCAGUACGCCGCGCAUCAGCUCAACCUUCAGCCCCGGGUCUCCUUGCAAGAGACCUCCCCCGCCUUACGAUGGACAAGGAAGGUUGGCGAUGCGUCUGCGUUUCGGGUCUGGGGAUCUCAGACGUUUGUCCACGACUUGUCUGCGGACAAGCUGUCCCCCCGUGCUGUUCCUUGCGUCUUCCUUGGCUUCCCCCCCCCGACGCGCAUGGCUGGCAGUUUUACCACCCCACCUCGCGCCGUGUUCUGUCCUCCCAGGACGUCACCUUUGACGAGUCAGUGCCUUACUACCGUCUCUUCCCUACCGCACUGUGCCCCUCCCCCCGACGCCGCUCUUCCUUGCGCCAGGUGCUACCCAGGUAGACCCCCUCCCCCCUCAGGGUCCUGCCCCGUCAGUCUGGGGAUGCGGAGCCUGGGGGUGCUGGGUUUGCUCGUGUGGCCACCGGCGGUGCUUCGUCGAGGCGGGAGCCGCUCUCUCCACAGAAGCUGCGCGAGUGGUUCGCCCGCCGCUGGAGACAUGCUGCAAAGUCUGGGGGUGCUGCUUGAGCUACUGGAGCUGCUGUCGGUGCUGGUGGUGCUGGAGAUGGACCUGCUCGGGGUGUUGGCGCUGGUGUUUCUACUGGUGCUGGUGCGACUGAGGGUGCUGCUAAGGCUGCUGGUGCUGGCGUUUCUACUGGAUUUGGAGCUGCUGGGGGUGUUGGCGCUGGCGGUGCUGCUGGCACAGGUGCUUCUGAGGGUACUGGAGUUGGAGCUGUUGGAGCUGGAGGUUCUGUUGGCGCUGCUGCUGCCACUGGGGUAA
Molecule: messenger RNA, 3201 nt
Organism: Closterium sp. NIES-65
Lineage: Eukaryota; Viridiplantae; Streptophyta; Zygnematophyceae; Desmidiales; Closteriaceae
Source: the annotation of a GenBank genome assembly